AUGGAUGUAUUGAGCACUAUUUUAACAGUGAGAAUAUUAUAUUAUUCUACAUGUGGUGGACAAGGAGCAGGCGGACAAGGUGGUAGACAAGGAGGAGGCGUACAAGGUGGUAGACAAGGAGAAGGCGGACAAAGUGGUAGACAAGGAGGAGGCGUACAAGGUGCUGGACAAGGAGCAGGCGGACAAGGUGGUAGACAAGGAGGAGGCGUACAAGGUGGUAGACAAGAAGGAGGCGUACAAGGUGGUAGACAAGGAGGAGGCGGACAAAGUGGUAGACAAGGAGGUGGACAAGGAGGUGGCGGACAAGGUGGUGGUAAAUCAGUGCCUUCAAACAUUCAGGGGUCUGAACAGAAAUUCCACAACAUGUCAUUACGUGUCUGCAGUUCGUCGUGUAAGCAUUGA
Molecule: messenger RNA, 402 nt
Organism: Lottia gigantea (owl limpet)
Lineage: Eukaryota; Metazoa; Mollusca; Gastropoda; Lottiidae
Exons: 3
Coding region: 1-402 (133 amino acids)
Source: RefSeq, a predicted model, not a curated record